AUGGAUGUUUUCCGAGCAUACACCUACUCGACGGCGGGGUGGCUUUCGUUGCAGAGUCUAACCCUGAUCGCAGGCCCCAGUAUGGUCGUGGCCAUGCUACUGGAUGAGACUCGACCUGCAUCCUCUAUCGAGAUCUACUUCGCCCGUUGCUUGGGCUUCAGUCUCCUCACUAUUGCCAUCUUGACCGUGAUGCUGACCGGCUCCAUUCCCCUGACAUCCUCAAUCUCAGAGCCCGUCACGACCGAGGAGUCGGAUCCGAAAGCGCCCUAUGCCCUCCCCACUCUCAUGAUAACUUCUUUUUUCCAUUCCAUCUCUGCCUUCUACGCGUACACCCGAUAUGUUACCACGGGACAAGGGUUCUUCGCUGUCGCAGUGGCUGGAGGAUCUGUCCUUGCAUCCAUCGGCCUGUGGUGUGUGCUCUUCGCUAGCAGUGAUGGCAAGAUCAGUCGCAAGACUGGUGCUGACAAGAGGACUACCGGGUUUCCUUUUGCUAACUCGGAGGCUGCUAAGAAGCAUGCUGGAAAGAAGUCACUUUGA
This is a messenger RNA of Penicillium subrubescens, 537 nucleotides long. RefSeq lists its product as uncharacterized. The record is from RefSeq and is a predicted model, not a curated record. Bases 1 to 537 code for a protein of 178 amino acids. The transcript has 3 exons. NCBI's taxonomy places the organism in Eukaryota, Fungi, Ascomycota, Eurotiomycetes, Eurotiales, Aspergillaceae.